CAUCAUCGGACUUUUAUUGUUUCAGGAGAAGACGCUUUGCUUUAAUAUCAGUGUUUCUGUCCCCUGGAUUAAAGCUUAUUGUUUCUUCUUCAGUCAGAUACUGAAAGAGACGGUUUGAGGAGCUCACGUGUCACCAUGAGCCGAGCCAGGACCUCGUCCACCUAUCAGUUGCUUUUCUUGUUGACCGUCAUCUCAAUUGAUCUUCCAUGUUGUGCAGCGGGAGGCUCUCCGCUGACGCUCAACAACACACUCAGCAACAACACUAAAUGUGGAGGUCAAAGCGGCUGCGUUAAAGGCGUUAUCCUGCCACUAUGGGAGCCAGAAAACCCGGCCUUCACCGACCGCGUUGCCAGAGCCACUAUUUACUUUGUGGGGUUGGCGUACAUGUUCUUGGGUGUCUCCAUCAUCGCUGACCGCUUCAUGGCGUCCAUCGAAGUCAUCACCUCCCAGGAGAGACAGAUCACCAUCAAGAAACCCAACGGGGAGAAGAUCACCACUACGGUGCGCGUCUGGAACGAAACUGUGUCCAACCUGACCCUGAUGGCGCUGGGUUCUUCCGCACCAGAAAUCCUCCUGUCGGUCGUCGAGGUUUGCGGUCACGACUUUAACGCCGGUGAGCUGGGUCCAAACACCAUCGUAGGAAGUGCCGCCUUCAACAUGUUUGUCAUCAUCGGCCUGUGUGUAUCAGUCAUUCCUGACGGAGAAACCAGAAAGGUGAAGCACCUUAGGGUGUUCUUCGUCACCGCCACGUGGAGCGUCUUUGCAUACAUCUGGCUUUACCUGAUCCUGGCCGUCUUUUCUCCUGGGGUCGUUGAGAUAUGGGAGGGGCUGGUCACACUCUUCUUCUUCCCCAUUUGUGUUGGAUUCGCUUACGUGGCCGACCGCAGACUCCUUUUCUACAAAUACAUGUACAAGCGAUACAGAGCGGGGAAGCGGAAAGGAAUUAUCAUCGAAACAGAGGGAGAACCAGAGCUACCCUCGAAGAUAGACAUCGAAAUGGACGGGAAAAUGCUCAACUCCCACGAAGACGAGUCAGGGUACGAUUUUAAGGAGCUGGACGAGGAGGAGGCCCGCAGAGAAGUGGCGAGGAUCCUGAAGGAGAUGAAACAGAAACAUCCCGAGAAGGAGAUGGAGCAGUUGAUGGAGCUCGCCAAUUACCAAGUUUUAACCCAGCAACAGAAGAGUCGGGCUUUCUACCGCUGUCAGGCAACCAGGAUCAUGACAGGAGCAGGAAACAUCUUGAAGAAACACGCCGCCGACCAAGCCAAGAGAGCCAUCCAGCACGAUAUCUGCUCUGAGGUUUCAGUGAACAACUUUUCCACCAAGGUGUUGUUCGACCCUGGUACCUACCAGUGUCUGGAGAACUGCGGCAGUGUAGCACUGAACAUUGUGCGUCGUGGUGGAGAUCUAACGAGCACAGUCUCCGUGGAUUACGGGACUGAAGACGGCACCGCCAACUCUGGCUCAGAUUACCAGUUCACUGAAGGAACUGUUGUGUUCAAACCAGGCGAGACCGAGAAGGAAAUUCGCAUUGACAUAAUUGACGAUGAUAUCUUCGAGGAAGAUGAGCACUUCCUGGUUCAUCUCAGCAAUGUGAGGGUCUUAUCGGAGGGAGCCGGCUCAGGCGAGGCCAACCAUGUGGACUCCCUCGCAAGUUUAGGUCUGCCGUGCUCGGCCACCGUCACCAUCUUUGAUGACGACCACGCAGGAAUCUUUACGUUCGAGGAGACGGCGAUGACCGUGAGCGAGAGCAUCGGGGUGAUGGAGGUGAAGGUGAUCCGGACUGCGGGAGCUCGUGGUGUUGUGGUGGUUCCGUACAAAACCAUAGAGGGGACGGCUAAAGGAGGCGGCGAGGACUUCGAGGACACACAUGGAGUCCUGGAGUUUGAGAACGACGAGAUCUUCAAAACUAUUCAGAUCAAUUUAAUUGAUGAUGAAGAAUAUGAGAAAAACAAGAACUUCUUCCUGGAGAUGGGAGCGCCUCAGCUGCUGGAGAUGAGUGAGAGGAAAGCUGUGCUGCUGCAGGAAGUCGGUGGAUUCGUCAGAACAGGUGGAGACGUCUACAGGAAGGUCCAGGGACGAGAUCACCCCGCCCCCUCUGCCAUCAUCAACAUCAUAGAGGACGGGGGUGAGGAUGUUUUGACGAAGAAGGAGGAGGAGGAGAGGCGGAUUGCGGAGAUGGGCAGGCCGAUGCUGGGCGAGCACAUGAAACUGGAGGUGGUGAUCGAGGAGUCGUACGAGUUCAAGAGCACGGUGGAUAAACUCCUGAAGAAGACCAACCUGGCGCUGGUGAUCGGGACAAACAGCUGGAGGGAGCAGUUUGCGGAGGCCAUCACCGUCAGCUCUGGUGAUGAUGACGAUGAGUGCGGCGAGGAGAAGCUGCCCUCCUGCUUCGACUACGUCAUGCACUUCCUCACCGUCUUCUGGAAGGUCCUGUUUGCUCUGGUUCCUCCCACCGACUACCUGAACGGCUGGGCCUGCUUCGUCGUCUCCAUCUCCGUCAUCGGCAUGCUGACGGCCUUCAUCGGCGACCUGGCGUCGCAUUUCGGCUGCACCGUCGGCCUCAAGGACUCCGUCACCGCGGUGGUGUUCGUCGCUCUGGGAACAUCUGUACCAGACACCUUUGCCAGCAAGGUGUCGGCCAUCCAGGACCAAUACGCCGACGCCUCCAUCGGCAACGUGACAGGAAGUAACGCUGUCAACGUCUUCCUUGGUAUUGGCGUGGCCUGGUCCAUCGCUGCCAUCUACCACUACUCCAAGGGCGAGGAGUUCAGGGUCGACCCGGGGACGCUCGCCUUCUCCGUCACACUCUUCACCAUCUUUGCCUUCAUCUGCUUCGGCGUCCUCCUCUACCGCCGCCGGCCCGAGAUCGGCGGUGAGCUCGGAGGUCCCCGCGUCCCGAAGAUCCUCACCACCUGCCUGUUCUUCAGCCUGUGGUUAAUGUACAUUGUGUUCUCCUCGUUGGAGGCCUACUGCCACGUCAAAGGCUUCUAAAAGUUCUCAAAGUUUCUAACGGGUUCUUGAUGAACUGUUGUGAUAGAACCCAUUGGAACCCACUUUCUGUUAUUUGUCUAAAGGUUGUUACAGGUUCCUGAGCGUUCCUAAAGGUUCUAAAGUAGCAGGAGAUUAACUCCAAUUAGUUCUUCUAAAUGCAGAUAAAUAAACAUUCUGCUGGACUCUGUAAAUUUUGUUUAUGUUCUUUUAAGGUCUUAGAGGUUCAUAACAACUUUGAUUUAAUUUCAGACAGUCCUGAUGCAUUCCUGCAGGUUCCUUCAGGUUCUUGCCGGUGCCUUCAGGUUCUUGCAGGUUCCUUCAG
Molecule: messenger RNA, 3316 nt
Organism: Cottoperca gobio
Lineage: Eukaryota; Metazoa; Chordata; Actinopteri; Perciformes; Bovichtidae
Product: sodium/calcium exchanger 1-like
Exons: 10
Coding region: 136-2994 (952 amino acids)
Biological process (GO): calcium ion import across plasma membrane; cell communication; sodium ion transmembrane transport
Cellular component (GO): sarcolemma; postsynapse; axon
Molecular function (GO): calcium:sodium antiporter activity
Source: RefSeq, a predicted model, not a curated record